AUGAGGAAAUUAUGCUGGUCAAUUUGUCCUAAUGACAAAUCCACACAUUGGCAACACGGGGAUGAUGAAGAGUCAAGGCAAUGCUUCCUGGCUGGUUUAGUAAUUAGAAGUUUGAGUAUCAGCACAUCAAAUUGGAGAUGCACAAAACCUCUUGGAGAUUAUUUGGCAGAACGGAAUAUUAUGGGAAUAUAUGAUGUUGAUACGCGUGCCAUCACUCGAAGGUUAAGGCAAGAUGGAAGUCUUAUAGGUGUAUUGAGCACAGAAGAAACUAAAACAGACGAGAAACUUUUGAAAAUGUCUCGCGGAUGGGAUAUUGUUGGUGUUGAUUUAAUUAGUGGCGUAUCCUGUAAGGAACCCUAUGAAUGGACUGACAGAACUGAUUCAGAAUGGGAGUUUAGUGCUGACGGGAAACCUGGAGAGACUUUUCAUGUUAUUGCAUAUGAUUUUGGCGUUAAGCAUAAUAUACUGAGGCGCUUGGCAUCAUAUGGCUGUAAAAUCACUGUUGUCCCUUCAACGUGGCCAGCAUCUAAGACUCUAGCAAUGAAACCAGAUGGAGUACUUUUCAGUAAUGGUCCAGGCGAUCCCUCUGCAGUGCCUUAUGCUGUAGAAACAGUAAAGGAAAUAAUUGGGAAGUUGCUUGGCCAGGCUUUAGGUGGUAAAACCUUUAAGAUGAAGUUUGGUCACCACGGUGGUAAUCAUCCUGUCCGUAACCAUCGCAAUGGCCGUGUUGAGAUCAGUGCUCAGGUUGGUUUCAGUUUACAACAACGUCUUGUCUUUAAUAUCUGUGCUGGUCUUGCUUUCCCUCGACUAAUGCUCAUGUCUCUUCAAUAUCAUCCUGAAGCAUCACCAGGGCCUCAUGAUUCAGAUCCAGUAUUGGUUUACUGGGUGGCCCGUAUGAUAUGGAUUAUGCUGUUCACGAGCCUCUUUAGACCCACGUUCUGCCCUAUUUUCUCUGAAGCAAGACCAAGUCCGAAGUACAUGUACCACAAGCAGUAUGCUUCUGCUUCCAAAACGGCGAAUGGUUUGGCCUGA
Thlaspi arvense is the source of this 1032-nucleotide messenger RNA. The record is from the annotation of a GenBank genome assembly. NCBI's taxonomy places the organism in Eukaryota, Viridiplantae, Streptophyta, Magnoliopsida, Brassicales, Brassicaceae.